Molecule: messenger RNA, 957 nt
Organism: Closterium sp. Naga37s-1
Lineage: Eukaryota; Viridiplantae; Streptophyta; Zygnematophyceae; Desmidiales; Closteriaceae
Source: the annotation of a GenBank genome assembly
AUGGCGGCGACGGCGACGGAGGACGUGACAGUGAAGGAGCCGCUGGAUCUGAUUAGAUUGAGUCUCGACGAGCGAAUCUACGUGAAGCUGCGAGGCGAGCGAGAGAUCCGCGGCCGACUACACGUACGUCUAACCCCGCCCGCCCCGCUCGCCCGCUCACCAGUUAGGGCGGACUCCUUUCUUGCGUUUCUUUCCCGCCAGAGCAGGGAGAGCAGGGAGAGCUGGGAGGGACGCAUGGGGCGAUCAGGCGUGCAGUCCACCACCCACCCAUGCCUUCCCCUCCUUGCCCUCCCUGUAUCCGCUUUCCCCUUCGCUUUCCCCGCAUCCGCCCCAGGCAUGCAGGGAUGCAAGCGUGCAGGCGUGGGCGAUCAGGCGUGCACUCCACCACCCACCCAACCAUGUGCCUUCCCUUGUGCUGACCACUGCAUCGCUCUUGUGCCCCCCCUCCCCUAUUCCCCCCUCCCCUAUCCCCCCUUCCUUUCCCCUCCUUCCACCCUUCACCCCGCCCCCCCCUCCUCCCCACCCUCCCUCCCCACCCCCCCCUUUUCCUCUCUGCGUUCCCAUCCCCCUCUUUCCCUCUCUCCCCACCUUUCCCCUCUCUCCCCCACCUUUCCCCUCUCUCCUCCACCUUUCCCCUCUCUCCCCCACCUUUCCCCUCUUUCUCCUCUCUCCCCAUCUCCCCCGCCUUUUCUCUCUCUUCCCAAACACCGCCCCCCUUCUUUCCCCUCUCUCCCACUUUCUUUCUUCUCCCUCCCCCUUCUUUCCCCUCUCUCCCCCCUACUUUCCCCUCUCUCCCCCCCUCUUUCCCCUCUCUCCCCCCCUCUUUCACCUAUCUCCCCCGCUCUUUCCCUUCUAUCUUCCCUCUCCUUCCCUCUCUCCCCCCCUCCCCUCGCGGCACCUUCCUGCCAGGCACACAUCCGCCAUGCGUACAUGGCAGUGCUGGCGAGGCAGACGUGA